AGUCCAUAUUGUAUAUCCACUGAUUGUAUUCACAUAAAUACUCUUAUUUCUGCGAUUCCCAAGGCAAAAAAUCAAGACCAACUACCUUAACCAUGUUUCCGUAUUUCAGUUAUAUUUCAAUUUCACUCUUCCUCCUCGUCUUUCUUUUCCCGCCGCCCAUCCUCUCCACUGACCUCCCUGUCUCUGUGGCCAACAACACAUGGCACACCUUCACCCGCUUCAUCGACGCCGAGAAGGGCAGCCGUCCCGACGGCAUGGCCGACCUCAAGCGCUACUUCACCCGCUUCGGCUACCUCCCGCCGGAGAAUCAAAACCUAACCGAUAUGUUCGACGACGAAUUCGAGCAGGCUCUGAUCCAAUACCAGAAGAAUUUGGGGCUUUCUGAGACGGGGAGGCUCGAUUACACCACGAUGAAGGUGAUCGUCUCGCCGAGGUGCGGGGUCGGCGAUAGGAGCCACGCCGGGCUGAAGACGACGCGGCGGUUCGCGCACUUCGACGGGAAUCCGCGGUGGGUGAGGGAUGCGCCGAUGAUGCUCACCUACGCGUUCUCGCCGGGGAACGUGAUCGAUUAUGUGGGGAUGCCGGAGAUAAGGGCGGCGUUCGCGGCGGCGUUCGGGCGGUGGUCGGCGGCCAUCCCGGUGAACUUCGCGGAGGCGGAGGACUACGGCGAGGCGGACAUCAGGAUCGGGUGGUACAGCGGGGACCACGGGGACGGGGAGGCGUUCGACGGGAUACUGGGGGUGCUGGCCCACGCGUUCUCGCCGGAGAACGGGCGGUUCCACCUGGACGCGGCGGAGAGGUGGGCCGUGGACUUUGAGGCGGAACGCUCCAAGCUGGCCAUAGACUUGGAAUCGGUGGCGACGCACGAGAUUGGGCACGUGCUAGGCCUGGCCCACUCCUCCGUCAAGGAGGCAAUUAUGUACCCGAGUCUGAGCCCGAGAACUAGGAAAGUGGGGCUCCGGAAGGAUGACGUGGACGGGAUCCAGGCCUUGUACGGCUCUAACCCCAAUUACAGAUACGACUCUCGCUUCGAAUCUGACUUGUCUUCGGCUUGGGCUAUGGAUCCUCACCUACUCAUACCAGUGAUGGCGUCUAUACUCUGCUUAGGAUUGUGAUUGCGACUUUUUUUUUUUUUUUUUAUAAAUAAUUUAGAAUUGUAAAUAAUUAAUUCCACAACAUUCAUCUUCUUGCA
This is a messenger RNA of Salvia hispanica, 1192 nucleotides long. The record is from RefSeq and is a predicted model, not a curated record. NCBI's taxonomy places the organism in Eukaryota, Viridiplantae, Streptophyta, Magnoliopsida, Lamiales, Lamiaceae.